AUGUACCUGGAAGGUCCUUUCCUGGGCCUCACACUGCUAGUCCUGAGCAUUGCGCCGGGACCAGCGGGGCGCCGCUGCUGGUCGCUCCGCCUGCUGUGCUGGAGGAACCUGUGCUCUCGCAUGCCGUGGGAUAUCAUCCUCAUGCUCGGAUCAGUCAUGGCGCUCAGCAGGACCGUCGAGGAGUACCGGCUGGUGGAGGUUGGUCUGGAGAAGCUAGACGACCACUUCUGGGCGCAGCGGUCUGCCAGGUCCAGCCAGUUCAUCCUGGUCAGUGUGGCCGCUGUGCUCUCUGAAGUCGUGGUCGGGGACACUCUGGCAAGAUCUAUGGCGACCACAGUAGUCCGGGUGGCGGUGGUGACCGAGACGCCCAUUUCGUUCUACGUGGUACCGGUCAGUCUGGUGGCCUGCAUCAACGUCAUGCUGCCCGUGUCGUUGCCGCUGCUGGUUAUGCGCGAAUACUUGGAAGCCAAGUGCGCGCAGAUGCUGGGCUAUGGCAUUUUGCUCAAGUGCGUCGCCGUCGUGGUCGUCUUCAUCUCCAUGAACACCGUCGGACUCGUCAUGUUCCAGAGCGACCAGCCACCCGCUGCGCACGCCAUCUACGUCAUGCGCAACGUCACUGACGUGGACAGGGCAGGGGCCCUGUGA
Messenger RNA from Rhipicephalus sanguineus (brown dog tick), 645 nucleotides. RefSeq names its product solute carrier family 13 member 5-like. The coding region runs from base 1 to 645 and encodes 214 amino acids. NCBI's taxonomy places the organism in Eukaryota, Metazoa, Arthropoda, Arachnida, Ixodida, Ixodidae. The record is from RefSeq and is a predicted model, not a curated record. Gene Ontology annotation, molecular function: succinate transmembrane transporter activity; citrate transmembrane transporter activity. Gene Ontology annotation, biological process: citrate transport; monoatomic anion transmembrane transport. The transcript is spliced from 4 exons.